AUGAGGGUGGGGAGACGCGUGUGGCGGCAUUGGCCGCUCGGCACCACUGUGUGCUUGCGUGCCGCUCGCGUCCCCUAUCUGAGCCCCUCGGGCCAGCUCCUUGUGCGCGACUCCGAGCCGCAGGAUGACUCUUUUCUCGACGUGGAUGCCUCGGACUUGGCCACCGAAAAUCUAUUUGGAUAUGGCGUGACCGUGCGAGCGCUGGGGAUCCAGGGCACCGGAAGCGGCGCCGAGUUAAGGGUUGAGGGUGUGCAGCGUUGCAAGCUCAAGGCCAUCGCCAACGAGCGCCAGUACUUUGAGGCGACCGAAUACGAACUGUGCCCUGACACAGUCAACCUCAAGGAUAAAAAGACACGCGAGCUUUUUGCCACCCUCAAGUCCCAGUCCCUGGAGCUAGUCUCCAUUCUCCGCGUGUCCUCCUUUUUCAAUAACCGGUCCGACCUUCGAGCAGCUCUCUCGCCCCUUCUCGCCCAGCGACUCAAUAUGUUCAUCAUGAAGAAGGACGUCAAGGACGCCGGGUCUCUUGCCGACUUCAUGGCCAAUAUCUUGGAUACUUCUUAUGAGGAGAAGCUACAAAUCCUUGCCGCCAUCAACGUCAAGACUAGAAUGACGAAAGUAAUCGAGCUGCUCCAGCGCGAGGUCUCCGACAUUAAAGGCAAUAUUAGCGUCACGACCGUCACGGCUAUCCCUUCGCAGAUCCUUGAUCGGCUCAAUAACCGUCAGAUCAAGUCUGGAAAUGUGCCCAUCACUGGUGCAGCAUUAAACAUGACGCCACCUGCGGGCAUCCCACCCAAUCCCCAGGAUAAUAAUAAGGAUCCCAACGAGCUCGAGCUCCUCCAGAAGAAGUUGGACGCGGCCAAUCUUCCUCCGGAUGCAGCCAAGCUUGCUGAUCGGGAAAUGAAGCAUCUUAAGAAUAUGAUGCCAGGUGGCAAUGAAUACUCGAUCACCAUGACUUGGCUAGAGACGCUGGCAGAGGUCCCCUGGUCGACCGUCACAGAGGACAGGCUCGGCGCAGAGACUCUCGUCAAGGCCAGGAAGCAGCUCGAUGAAGACCACUGUGGUCUUGACAAGGUCAAGAAGCGACUAAUCGAGUAUCUCGCUGUGUUGAGACUGAAACAAUCCCUCAAUGAUGACAUCGAGGAGCAGAUUAGGAGAGCCGAGGAGGAGGAAGCCAAAUUAAAUGCCGAAAAAGAGGCAGAGGCCAAAGAGGAGACUCCCCGUCCACGAGAAAUCCCCCAAGUUGCUUCCUCCAAGCUCGAGUCUCUGAAGGCACAGCGGGCGGUGGACAAGUCACCCAUCCUCCUCUUGGCUGGGCCGCCUGGUGUCGGCAAGACAAGUCUCGCGAGAUCCAUCGCGAGCGCGUUGGGUAGAAAGUUCCAUCGCAUCUCGCUGGGCGGCGUGCGAGACGAGCCCGAGAUCCGCGGCCAUCGUAGAACCUACGUAUCCGCCAUGCCUGGAGUGAUUGUCCAAGGGCUCCGGAAGGUUGGUGUGUCGAAUCCCGUUUUCCUGCUCGACGAGAUAGACAAGCUAGGCAAGGCCAGCAACAUGGGUGACCCGUCGGCCGCCAUGCUCGAGGUCCUAGAUCCCGAGCAGAAUCACACUUUCACAGAUCACUAUCUCGGCACCCCUUGA
This is a messenger RNA of Parascedosporium putredinis, 1632 nucleotides long. The record is from the annotation of a GenBank genome assembly. NCBI's taxonomy places the organism in Eukaryota, Fungi, Ascomycota, Sordariomycetes, Microascales, Microascaceae.